Messenger RNA from Alternaria hordeiaustralica, 561 nucleotides. RefSeq lists its product as uncharacterized. Gene Ontology annotation, biological process: mitochondrial electron transport, ubiquinol to cytochrome c. Lineage: Eukaryota; Fungi; Ascomycota; Dothideomycetes; Pleosporales; Pleosporaceae. Bases 1 to 561 code for a protein of 186 amino acids. The record is from RefSeq and is a predicted model, not a curated record. The transcript is spliced from 3 exons.
AUGACACCUCUCGCAGCUCUCAUAUCCAUCGCCCAACACCUCCGCUACCACCCGCACCCCAACUCGAGGACCCCCAAUUGCCCCGGAGCCACCACAAUGGGUAUCACCGACUUCUUCUCCGACGUCUGGGAGACCUUCUCCCACCCCUCGGCCGACGCCGAAGGCCAACCGCCCGUCCAAGGUGGCACCAGCACCCAGACGCCCGCCUCCGGCACCGACGAGGAGAGCGGCGACGAGGCCGAGGUCAACAAGCAGGAUGCGAAGAAGGGCGGCGACUCGGGCGAGCAGGGACACAAGCCAAGCGGCGAUGACGAGGAUGAGCCCGAGGAGGAGGAAGAGGACGAGGAGGAGCCCGACCCAAAGGAGAAGCUUGAGCAGGAAUGCGCCGAGUCCAAAGAAUGCCACGGCCCCAAGCACCACUACGACGAGUGCGCCCAACGGGUAACAGGCCAGAUCGAGAAUGACGGCAAGGCCAGCGAGGACUGCGUUGAAGAAUUUUUCCACCUCGCCCACUGCGCGUCCCAAUGCGCCGCCCCCAAGCUCUUCGCCCAGCUCAAGUAA